GGCUGAACUGUGCAAUUCGAUUUUUAUUUUAUGUCCCAUUAAAAUGAGCUGAAAUAAUUAGUAAAUCCCAACAAUUCUUGGACACAAUAGAAAUAUGUGACUGAAAAUGGAACAACCCAUUCCAAUUAGAUUUUUACAAGUGAAAUAGUCCCAAAAAGGUUUCCGCGAUGGAUGAUAACAACACAAUGACGUUUCAUUCAGUUGAAUUAUCAUCAUCCAUGUUUCAGAAACUGUAUGAACAGAAAAAGUCUAAUAGAUUUUGUGACCUAACACUGUAUGUAAAUAACAAGAUUAUAAAAGCUCACCGUAACGUUCUAGCAUGUAGUUCACCAUAUUUUGAUUCCAUACUUAAGCAUCACAAAGUUAUUAGAGAACAAUUGUCUGUAACUUGUUUAGAUAGUGAAAUAUUCAACACAAUACUCAAUUAUAUGUACACUGGUGAAAUAACCAUUGAACAUACCAAUGUAGAAGAAUUACUGAAGCUAGCUGAUCAUUUUAUAUUAACCAAAGUUAUAGAGUACUGCAUAGAAUUUUUGGGUACUAAACUGAACCUAGAGAAUUGUUUGUUUACAUACUUCCUGACACAGAGGUUUAAAUUGAAACAUUUAGGUAAUAUUGUAGAAAAUUGGAUUGUUAGUCAUAUUGAUGAGAUAUGCAAGGGUGAGGAAAUUGUCAAUUUGAGUCCCAAUGAACUGCAGGAAUUUUUUAAGAAUAAGAGUUUUGUGCUUACCACAUCCAAAUCUCUGUCUGUUUUAUCACAAUGGGUGUUAAUGGAUGUGGAAAAGCGAGAAAAGGACUUUGACAGGCUAAUUAAAUGUUUUCCUACCAAUAAUCUUGAACCAGCUGAAGUUUUUAAACACCUGGAUACAAACAUUCUUUACACAAAAAGUGAAUUGUGUUUGUAUAGGUUCUUAGAUUAUUUGGUUGUAAACAACUGGAUGUUGUCCAAUUUUAAAACCAGAUAUGAUGUUUUACAAGUAAAAUAUGGACAGAUGGCAUCAACACCAGUUAAAGACCAUGAAGUCAAGUUUGACAAGAUUAUAGUGACUGAAAAGAAUGACUCAAACAGUACUGAUAACUAUUUUAGUUCUGUAAUGGUGAAGGCAAAGCUGAAGAACAGAAAACAACUGAUAUUAAAAAGACUGAUGCUGUUUGGUUUGAAACCCAGCUUGCGAAUGGCGGCCUUAAAAAUGUUAACAUGUAAGAAGAAAAAAAUCAGUCUCACUGAUGAAGAAGUUGAAGAAGAACCUGAAGAGAAAGAGAGGGAGAGUGUCAAAUGUCCAAUUUGUUUUACAACUAUUAAUGAUAGUUUAUUGUUGGAGCAACAUUUGGCCUUAAGUCAUGCAAAAGACGUAACUUAUAAGUGUGGAAUUUGCUCUUUCGUUUGUCAGUAUCAUGGUGAUUAUUUGAAUCACAUGAAAACACAUUUUACUGGGCCACCCUUCAAAUGUGACUAUUGCGACUACACAUCUGAUCAAAUCGGUAAACUAAUCUCGCACCGCGCUCAACAUUUGGAGGAGUCAAUUUUUCAGUGCACAUUUUGCUCGUUCAAAUGUCGCAUAAAACAAAACUACGAAGCCCACGUUAAAAUCCACAGUCCCGAAAAGGCCUUUAAAUGUGAACACUGCACCAAAUCCUUUAGACUCAAGCAGAACCUCGAAUCUCACCUACUCUCCCACACUUCCGAGAAGAAUCUCACGUGCGACUCGUGUGGUUUUCACACUAAGUACCUAAGCCACAUGAUUGCACACAAAAGAAUCCACGCUGCGGACCGAUACCGUUGUUCUUACCCCCACUGUCAGUACACAACAUCGAAAAAGAAUCAACUGGCGAGCCACGCGAAAAGCCACAACGGGGUGCGACCCCACACCUGCGGAGUUUGCGGUCGUGGGUUCAUGGAGAAGUCACACCUGGUGCGCCACGAAAGGAUCCAUCUGGAGGAGAAGCCGUUCAAGUGUUCGAACUGCGACUACGCUAGUUCGAGGCGUGACAAAUUAAAGGAGCAUUUCACUAGACAUCACGGGGAGAACGCCUCGGCGAAGGUGCCGUACAAAGCGAGGCCGUUGCGUAACAACAACAGCUCCAGACCCAAGUCACAAAGUAACCAGGAAACGACAACAACGACAAACAGUUCUAAUAAUAUAAACUUCACACAAACCAACAGCACGACCAGUGCCCCAGUUACACAGCCCAUAGGUAGUGAAAUCCAGGACUUGAUUAUGCACCACCAGAACCACUCGAUCUCGAGCGCAGCAAGUAAUUUAACAGCAAUCAAUUCCAACUAUCAUCAUUUCGGAGAGUCGGGUGAUUUUCACCAUCACAACCAUGCGCACAACAUUCACAACCAGAUAUUAGCGUCCGGUCACAACCAAAGAAACUCUUCUAGUCAACAUCACAACAACAAUAUAGUUAACCAUCAUAUGUUAGCAAGAAGCAACCAUUCAACUGCCACUUCUACGGCUGCGGCUGUUGCGGCCGCUAUGAUGUUGGAUCCGCGUUUCCAUCAUAAUUCUAGCGUGCCAUAUCAUCCAAGUACCACACCUGUAUCGAUGGCAAUGGCCGCAGUGCAGUCCUCUCAGCAGAUCCAGGCGUCUGGACAGCACAGCGAUUAUCCCCCCAAUUUGCAAAACUGCAUGACCCUCUUCUAGUCGACAAUUCGUGAUUGAGUAUUAUUUUGUGAUUUUCUAAGAUUUAUUGAUACUCUAUUAGUGUUGUUAUUGUUAUGUUUUUAUUUGUUUUUUCUAAUUCAAUGGAUAAUUAAUGCACUAAAAUUGUAAUUAAUAAAAUAUGUGUAUUUA
Aethina tumida (small hive beetle) is the source of this 2798-nucleotide messenger RNA. RefSeq names its product myoneurin. The record is from RefSeq and is a predicted model, not a curated record. The transcript has 10 exons. Lineage: Eukaryota; Metazoa; Arthropoda; Insecta; Coleoptera; Nitidulidae. Bases 168 to 2648 code for a protein of 826 amino acids. Gene Ontology annotation, biological process: regulation of DNA-templated transcription. Gene Ontology annotation, molecular function: RNA polymerase II cis-regulatory region sequence-specific DNA binding; protein binding; DNA-binding transcription factor activity, RNA polymerase II-specific.